Molecule: messenger RNA, 2514 nt
Organism: Achroia grisella
Lineage: Eukaryota; Metazoa; Arthropoda; Insecta; Lepidoptera; Pyralidae
Gene: POLDIP2
Product: polymerase delta-interacting protein 2
Exons: 6
Coding region: 80-1114 (344 amino acids)
Biological process (GO): error-free translesion synthesis
Cellular component (GO): mitochondrial nucleoid; nucleus
Molecular function (GO): DNA binding
Source: RefSeq, a predicted model, not a curated record
UCUAUUGUCAAAAUUGUCAUUUGUCAAACAAAAACAAUUUGGUAUAUAGCACAAAAAAAUUGCAAAUAACAAUGAUAAAAUGGAGAUAUUGUUGAGAUUGGUGCCCACGAAUCCCAUAAGAUUUUCAGCUUCUAGGAUAUUAUUAACCAAUGUAGCAAAUUACACAAGAUUAGCUGAAGUGGGAAAACUAGAAUCACCAAAAACAUCUGGUAAAUAUGAUACUGGGCAACUAAUUUUACAUAAAGUGUUUGGGUAUAGAGGAGUUAUACUGUUUCCCUGGCUUGCUCGUGUAUACGAUAGAGAUGCGACAAGCAAGAAGGAAAAUACUGAGACAUCAAGUACCACAGAGACUUCAGGAGAUACUCUAACGAAUGUGGGGAAAGAAGUUAAGGGCAGAACUCAUACUUUUUAUCAGGUUCUGAUAGACACAAGAGAUGCACCUUACAUACGGGCGCAGACAGAAGCGGUCACAUUUCUUGGCAAUCAAGAGUCAAGUCGGAGUUUAUAUGCUAUUCCUGGGCUGGACUAUGUAGCACAUGAUGACAUAAUACCGUAUACUUCAGUGGAACGAGUACCAUUGCAACAUGAGCUGUUCGAUAAGUUUCUUAUGAAUAAUCCAGACAAAGACCCACCAUUCAUAGCCCAAGAGACAUUACGAGCGUGGCAGAAGAAAAACCACCCGUGGCUAGAGCUGAGCGAUGUCCACCGCGAGACUACAGAGGGCGUGCGCGUCACCGUUAUACCUUUCUAUAUGGGCAGCCGCGAAUCACAGAACUCAGCAGUCUAUUGGUGGCGGUAUUGCAUUCGUCUGGAGAACCUGGGACCCCAGGCGGUGCAGCUGCGAGAGCGUCACUGGCGCAUCUUCUCUCUGAGCGGCACGUUGGAGACUGUGCGCGGUCGCGGUGUGGUCGGGCAGGAGCCAGUACUGGCACGACACUCGCCUGCCUUCCAGUAUAGCAGCCACGUCAGCCUGCAGGCGCCCAGCGGCCAUAUGUGGGGCACAUUCCGAAUGGAACGUGAAGAUGGGUACACAUUCGACUGCCGCAUACCACCGUUCUCGUUAGAAAGUAAACCGGACGAGGGCGCUCCAGUGGCACCGACGCCGGCCCCAUGAUGUCACCUGUCCGUCCUUCGACCAUGGCUGUUGCAGUUAAGACUAUGAGACCCGAUGUUGAUGCCAAAAUCAAUAGUUCUACAAUAACGAUAUCAUGACGUCUGAAACCUAAGAUCACGUCAGUUUGUUAGGAUGUGAUGAAUAUUGUUUUAUUUGUGAUGUUCAUUCAGUCAUUAUUUUUAGCAAAAUAUUUUUUCUCAUGGAAAAGAAAUAUUUGAUGCUGUUAUUAUAAUUAUUAUUUAUUGUGUUCGGAGUGGGUGGAGAUCCUGUUAGGUAUAUUCAUUGCAUCCAUUGUUUGUUUUGACAAAUUCCUUAGUCAAUAUUUUAUUAUCCUAGAUCUGUAAUAAAUUACAGUAUUCUGUUAAUUUUCAAUGCUUUUAUUUGAGUCCACAUUUCCAUAAAGCUGUGUUUUCAACUUAGGGAAUGUAUGGCCGGGUAGACCUCCACGCGGUUCCCUCUGGAAACCAUCGUUAAAAAUUCUUCGUGACAGUGUUCAUCUUAUGUUUCACCAUUGGUGCCCCGCCAAUGUAAACCGUUAGCACAGGCGGAUGAUGAGAUCCUUUCAGAGAAGAGGGUGAGGGGGGCUGAACUGAAAGUAAUAUUUUUAAUAUUUCAUAAGCUCUUGUUUGGAGCUUUAGGUACAUAAUAAUAUAAAAAAUAAAAUAAAAAAUAAAUAUUUUUCUCAACGGGAUUUUAAUUACAGAAUUAAAAUGUCUAUCUACUCUAUUAUUGUACACAAUGUGCAACAUAAAGGACCACAAACCAGGCAUAAUAACGAAAAUGAACAACCUUCCUCAUACAAGUUUCAUGAGCAUGUACAAAAUACAAGUGAAAAAUUGUAAAUAUAAUUUAAAUAUGUUCCUUAAUAUCUGUGCUAUAUUAAUUAAUAUACUGAAAAUUAUUAUUGUCUAACGCCAUGCCUGUUUACCUUAGCAGUUUUGUUCCUUGAGGAAAAUUGUUAGUUCCAUUGUUGAACUUCACACUUCUAGAUCCUUUUCCCUACGCCUUAUACUAUACUAUACACUCAAAAUGACUCAAAUAAAGCUGUACAAUAAAUAUAAAUUUGUACAUUGUUUUAGUUACAUUAAUAGGUUAGUCGUACUACAACUCUCAUUCUCUUUACUCAAUAAUAGAGUUAACCUUUACCGUUUAUUGCUAUAAAACUUUAUAAGGCUGGUUACACGUUUUAUAAAAAGCUCUUUAUAAUAAAAUUGUAUGAAAUUAUGAUUUACAUGAUUUAAUUAUAUUUAAAAUACUAUAUGGUGUGCGGUACAUUCCUUGUAUUGCUUGGUAGUUCCACAGUAUAUGAAUAUAGAUAGAUACAGACAGAUAAAAUUAGGGGUGUAAUUAUGUAACGAUGUUAUUAACAAUUCUUAAAUGAAAAAUAAAGAGGUUUAAUA